This is a messenger RNA of Stegostoma tigrinum, 2788 nucleotides long. RefSeq names its product carbonic anhydrase Va (gene ca5a). The coding region runs from base 234 to 1118 and encodes 294 amino acids. Gene Ontology annotation, cellular component: cytoplasm; mitochondrion. The record is from RefSeq and is a predicted model, not a curated record. NCBI's taxonomy places the organism in Eukaryota, Metazoa, Chordata, Chondrichthyes, Orectolobiformes, Stegostomatidae. Gene Ontology annotation, molecular function: zinc ion binding; carbonate dehydratase activity. The transcript is spliced from 7 exons.
ACUUUAACGCAUGCGCAAUGAUACAGUGGUCCUAUGAAUGGGCGUUUCUUCCGCAACCAAAUAUUUAGACAGUAGAUAAAGAUCAAAUCGAAGGGUACAUUAUUUUUUCAGUGCAUGCAUUUAUACAUGAACUGGUUACAGCAGUUACAAUUUGCCGUUGAUUGUUUCGAAUUAGAUUGUGACACGACAGCCGAGGAACCAGAAAACCGCGCCAGCCUUCGUGUGAAGUCAACAUGGUAUUUUCUUUUAGGGUGAUUUUUGCUUUUACGAAAUGUUUCCCCGUAAGGUAUCAUUGGAUCCCGGUGAGAAAUUGCAACCUUGUUUCGUGCACUCGAAAUAUCAAUACAGCAAAGUGGCAGAAUCCUGUGACUGUUUCAAGUGGCACCCGGCAGUCUCCUAUUGACAUAAACACUGCCAAUUGUGUGUAUGAUCCACAACUCAAAGCUUUAAAGAUCUCGUAUGACCCAAAUGAUUGUCUUCGACUAAGGAACGACGGCUAUUAUUUCCAGGUGGAAUUUGAAGACUCCAGAGAUAGCUCGGUUAUUAGUGGUGGACCGUUGAAGAACCAAUACCGAUUGAAACAAUUUCAUUUCCACUGGGGUUCAAAAAGUGAGCAAGGAUCAGAGCAUACUGUCAACAAUCAGCUUUACCCUGCAGAGCUUCAUUUAGUUCAUUGGAAUCCAGUAAAAUGCAACAACAGUGAUGAAGCCAUUUUGUCUGAAGAUGGCCUUGCAGUUGUAGGAAUAUUUCUAAAGCUUGGAAAAAAGCACUGUCAACUAGAGAAACUUAUUGAUGCAUUGCCAGCUGUAAAACAUAAGGGUUCAGCAAUUGAUUUCCUUAACUUUGAUCCUGCCUGCAUGAUUCCAUCUUGUUUGGAUUACUGGACAUACCCUGGCUCGCUGACCUCUCCACCUUUAACUGAAUGUGUCACUUGGGUCAUUAUGAAAGACCCCAUCGAAAUUAGUCCAGAACAGUUGGCUGUGUUUCGCAGUUUGUUUUACACAUCCAUUGGGGAAAAGCAAAAGAAUAUGGUGGACAACUAUCGACCAGUCCAGCCUUUACUGAAACGAACUGUUUAUUCAACCAUUUCACCUUUCCAGAACAGCGAUUCCCAAUAGGAUAAUACACCUGAUUCCAAGCACUUAAAGAGAAAAUACCAAGGAGCCUUACAUAAUUUUUAAUAUGCUAAUUACUCCACUUACAAGUCUUGAGGGACCUGGGGGGGAAAAAAAAAUCAAUUCUUUUAGAAUUUGCAUGCUGAGACAGGAGCUUAAAAUUCUUUCAAAAACACAGAUGGUUCAAUAAAUAUGGUGCUCUUUUAUUAUCCAGUGUAGUUAGAAUUUGUGCAGUUAAGGUAUUUCUUAUCAUGUAGUAUAGUUAAAUUUAUAUACUGUUCAUAGGUGCUUUGCAGCCUUGACUUAUCAUAAACAGUGUAUGUUUAUGUAUAGAACACUAAAUUUAAGUUUGGUUAUUUUCUUUUCAUUAAAGUGUGAUAAAUAUGUUCUUAAACAUUUAAUCAGCAAUUAUAAUAAAUGUUUACAUCUAGGAUACUUAAUGGUGGCAUGUAUGUAAAUAUAUUAUGGUUCUUACUGACUGUUGAAUGAUGCCUUGUUAAAAACUGAGACCAAAAUGGAGUAAAAAUAAUUGAUAGUUAAAAUAAUAAAUUUAGUGAGGUAUGGUGUGACAAACUGCUAUGCAAUGAGGUUACAGCCUGCACAGUAGUAAUCUAUUCAAAUUGCUAAUGCAUGAUCUUUUUGCAUAUUGCAACAGGUGCCUGAUCUCAGCAAUUAUAGAACAAUAACUGAAAUCAAUAUACCAAUGACACUUUCAUAUGGCUUCUGGUUGUCCUCACCAGUUAUAUUGACUGUUCUGCAGGCUUAGGAAAGUUUGAAGAUGGGCAAGAAAACAAUAAAUUUACAAUUUUUGUAUCCCUAAUAAAGUCCUGAGGUGUCUGGGUACAUGUGGAAUGAUGUUAAAGUUUGAGGUGGUGCAGAUAUGCAAUAUUGCUGGUGUCCAAUGGUCCGAGUAAGUCAAAUGUUCAGACAACAAUUACUUAUACCAUGUGGUAUGAGAAUCCAAGGCCAAUCACAGCCAAUGUUUGGUUGGGUUAAUUGGUGCCACUAUCCCUUUUUCUAUUUCUGUCUAUAGGGCUUACUUGGCCUAAAAUAGGACAGGGAAAUCACUACCGAGCAGUGUUUUGUCUUAAACUAGGUGUCAUUUAUAGCAUAAUCAGGAUGAGGUACAAGUUACCUCAAUAGGACAGAUAUGGUUACUAAGACUAUUGGAAAAUGCAGGAUAACUUUGAGAUCCUAAGAAAUUCUCCCUUUCUCCACUCAACUUCUGAUCACAUUAUUAAAUUGAGUGGAACUUAAUGCAGACUUCAACAUUCUCCCUGUGAGAAGGAGACUUACGCAACAGAAGUUAUCUCGCAUCCAUCUCAGACAGGAGAAUCAUCUUAAUGUUACAGUAAAUGUAUCCUUUUGCUCACAGAUGGAAUACUACAUAGCAAUAGGAAUUAAUAGGUAAAUGGUCACCAUUUUCCUCUUAAACAUGACAUGAUAUGACUAGAAUGUUUAAAUGAUUCCUUAUCGAAAUCUUAUUUCCGUAAUUGUUUGUUUUGAUUUUGCAUUUAAAAUAACACUACCUGUUCCUAUCAUCUCUGUAGGAAGUCCAUACUGUAUCAUCACCCAUAUCCUGGCAUCAUAAAAUACUUCAGAGAUAAUGGGAACUGCAGAUGCUGGAGAUUCCAAGAUAAUAAAAUGUGAGGCUGGAUGAACACAGCAGGCCA